AUGCUGACUUGGCUGCCUAAGCACCUCUGUCUGUUCCAGGCAGGAUCCACACACCCCACAGCCCCCACACAUCCCACUGCCUCCUCUGUCCCCUCUGUCCCCACACAUCCCACUGCCCCCACACAUCCCACUGCCCCCUCUGUCGCCUCUGCCCCCACCAUCACCACCACCACCACAGCCCCCACCAGCGGCAAGAAGAGCCGUAAGAAGAAGAAGGCGGCUGAGUCCAGGGCAGCUGCUCCGGAGGGAGGGGAUGAGGCGGCAGGGCGGAUGGAUGCCAUCGAGGGCCUGACACGGGCCGGACACCGGGCGCUGGCCCUGGGCGCCGGGCGGGAGGCAGUGGGGUGCUUCAGGAAGGCCCUGCUCCUCUCCAGGGACACAGAGAGCCCCCAGCUCCACAGGGCUUGUGCCUUCAACCUGGGGGCUGCCUACGUGGAAACUGGGAAGCCCAAAAAGGGCUUUGAGUUCCUCCUCCAGUCCCAGCCCUCAGAGGAGGAGAGCAGGGACCACUCGGGGAGCCUUUAUUUCAGCAUUGGGGCGGCGCACAAAGGGCUCCAGGAUUUUCCAAAGGCUCUGGAGUGUUCUGAGAAAGUCUCCGGGCAGGCCGGUGCUGCGGAGGCCGGCAGCCGAGCGGGGACGGCCGUGCAGAUGGGCUGCUGCUACCUGGGGCUGCGGGAGCCGGCGCGGGCGGCGCGGUGCUUCCUGGACGCGGCGCAGGCCUACGCGGCGGCCGAGAGCCCCGAGGCGGCAGCCGUGGCUCUGAGCAGGGCUGGGGGCUCCAUGCUGCAGAGCCGGCGGUUCCGGCCCCCAGAGAUCGCCGGGGUCCUCGCCCGGUGCCGCUCGCUCUGCGAGACCAUCCCCGACCCGGCCCUGCGAGGGAAACUCUACAACGACAUCGGCCUCGGCUACUCGCAGCUCCACAUCUUCUCCCUGGCCGCUGAGAGCUUCGAGCGGGCCCUGGCGCUGUGUGGUGCAGAAUUGCAGCGGGACCGGCGCUGCGAGGCUGCGCUGCUGCAGAACCUGGGUGCUGCCCUCAACGCCCUGCGCAGCUUCGGCCCCGCGCUGCGCUGGCACCGGCGUGCGGCCGCGCUGCACGGCGCUCUGGGGAACCGCAGGGCUCAGGCGCAGAGCUUUGGGAACCUGGCGUAGGCCUGCAGCCAGCUCGGGAACCACGGGGCUGCCGCGGAGAGCUACCUGCAUGCCCUGCAAGCCUUCCGGGACUCGGGGGACUUGCAGGGGCAGUGGCAAGCGUGCGAGGGGCUGGGUGCGGCCUGCUUCCACCUGGGAGACCCCCAGAAAGCCAUCGGGCACUAUCAGGAGGCUCUGAUUUUGCUUUCCCGCUGUCAGGACAGCCCCAGAGCUGCCCACAAACGGGUCGUGCACAAGCUCACAGAUGCCAUCCAGCGCCGACUCCACCUCAGCCGCCUCUCCUACCAGGCAGGCUGGGCACCCAACCCAGCCCUGGAGCCCAGCCAGCUGCGGUUUUGCUCCACACUGCCCCACGCCAGUAGGACACAGCUCCAGGGGAGCGAGGUGGGGAAAGCCCAGGCUGAGGACGAGCUGUAUUGGCGUGUGCCAGGAGCACAUCGCGGGUAUUCAGGCACAAGAGUGGCCCUGACUGGUGGUCUCACACUGGAGCCUUGCAACACAAGUGGCCUCCUGGGCACCUCUGGGGAGGAUGAUGAUGGUCCCAGCUCAGCUCCAGGGUAUCACAGUGAGCCCCAUGCUAACAGCACGAGGAUCACCAGCCCCCUGCCCCUGGCCAAGCCACCCCAUGCAGGCCUCCAGCUCCCCAAGUACCCCAGACAACCAGAACAUCGCUUCUCCAGUGAGCCCAGGCCUGAGGGUCUCACACUGCAUUCCAGAGGGCAUCAAAACCACCAAACCCUCCCUCCGAGGCCUCCAGAGAGCCUUGACCGUGACCCCAGUGCCACUGCUGCCGGCUGCUGGCCCCGCCGGGGACCUGGCACGGGGAUCAGGACUCUGUCCCUCGUCUGCAGCCUCGUGUGACCAGCAGGACACCGGGGAAACACCAUUUCUUGGGGGGCCUGUGCAGCUCCAAACCGGAGGCUGGGGGAGGUGGGUCAUUGAGCCAACACGAUUUUGACCCCGCUCCAUUUCCACCGUCCUGUGUGUGAAAAACACCAAUCACUUGGUUCUUAAAAUGUUAAAAGUUUAAUAAUAAUAAAAUGGUUAUAAAAAUAAUAAUAUCAUUAAAGUA
This is a messenger RNA of Taeniopygia guttata (zebra finch), 2221 nucleotides long. RefSeq names its product tetratricopeptide repeat domain 24 (gene TTC24). NCBI's taxonomy places the organism in Eukaryota, Metazoa, Chordata, Aves, Passeriformes, Estrildidae. Gene Ontology annotation, molecular function: protein binding. The record is from RefSeq and is a predicted model, not a curated record.